This is a messenger RNA of Cyclocybe aegerita, 1995 nucleotides long. NCBI's taxonomy places the organism in Eukaryota, Fungi, Basidiomycota, Agaricomycetes, Agaricales, Hemipholiotaceae. The record is from the annotation of a GenBank genome assembly.
AUGCGUCCGUUGCACCAGCGCUUCACCCUCUUCUCUGAACGCAAUGACACGUACAUAUUCGUGCCAGAGGGCGAGGGUCAGUCGCUGACUGUACAUCGUUCCAGUGGCGACAUUGUAUUAAAUCCACCUAAACACACCAUUCCUUACGCUCGACAACGGUCGGACAAAAUUAUCUAUGGGAUCCUCGGACUAAUAUCCUUAACUCUAACGGACUACAUAAUUGUAAUAACUGGAAGGACCCUCCAAGGCCGUCUCAUGGGUCAUGACAUAUACCGAGCUACAGAGUUCGACAUUCUCCCCCUCGCUCCGAUAUCCGCGUUCGUCCCCCCGCAUGCUGUCGAAUCCCACCUGUUGGCCCUGGUUCGCUCGCAUUUACAAGGAGGUAAUUUCUUGUUCUCUUACAACUGGGAUGUGACCCGCCGCCUGCAAGCGCAAUGGGAUUCUCGGGAGACAGAUGGUGGAAAGGCACUUUGGGAAGUGGUCGACGAUCGGUUCUUCUGGAACAGGUUCCUGCAAGCCAAAUUUAUUGAUGCUGCCACUGCAUCCGGCAACCCGGCAUUUGGGUCGUAUAUCCUGCCAAUCAUGUACGGAACCUUCGAAGUUCGCCCGACCUUCCUCCAUGGACGUCACAUGCAGCUGGCCCUCAUCAGUCGUCGUUCACGGUACCGUGCUGGGACGCGCUAUUUCCGUCGUGGGGUUGAUCACGAAGGGAAUGUUGCCAACUUCAACGAGACUGAACAGUUGUUGCUCGUUGAGGGACAGACAACACCAGGGUCUGUGCGUCCGACGGAAGACAACUUCGCCGUGAAGCUCAGCUUUGUUCAAAUACGUGGAAGCGUGCCUCUAUUCUGGUCCGAAGUCAACACUUUGAGGUACAAGCCCGAUUUGCAGAUUAUGGAUGUUCCAGAGACGACCACCGCAAUGGAGAGGCAUCUACUCACGCAAACCAAGACGUACGGUCCUCAGUCCCUCGUUAACCUCAUCAACCACAAGGGCCACGAGAAACCAGUGAAAGACGCGUACGAACGGUAUAUUGCAGAGCUUGAUCUUGCGGACGUCAAGUAUGAGUACUUCGACUUCCAUGGAGAGUGCAGGAAGAUGCGUUGGGAUCGCAUCAGCGUCCUCAUCGACAGGAUGAAGGACGACCUAGAACAAUACGGAUAUUUCCAAGUCAGUGCCGACGAGCCAGCUCCUAGAAAAGUGCAAAAGGGCAUUGUUCGAACGAACUGUAUGGACAACUUGGAUCGAACAAACGUCGUCCAGGCGGCGCUCGCGAAAUAUACCCUCAACCUGCAAUUGAGAGAGCUCGGUAUUUUGAAUGCCACCGACGGCGUUGAUGAUUUCGAGGCGUUCAGCAAGGAGUUCCGAGAGAUGUGGGCCGACCACGCUGACGCCAUUGCUCGGGCUUAUGGCGGAUCUGGUGCUCUGAAAUCCGACUUUACGCGAACCAACAAGCGAACACGGAAGGGUGCCCUCGAAGACGGGUACAAGUCGGUUAUGAGAUACCUCAAGAACAAUUUCUUCGAUGGUGCAAGACAGGAUGGCUUCGACUUGAUUACAGGAAACUGGGUCCCAAGAAAGAACCCCUCAGCAGCUUUGUUCUUGAUUGGUGACCCUCGUCCUCUGAUCACUCGCUCUAUGCCCGCCGUUGCAUCCUUCUCUCUCUUUAUGAUUUGCGCCGGCCUGACCCUUCCUCGAACCUCAGAUUAUUCGCUCUUCUAUUACUUCCUGCUGUGGUUCACGCUCUUUUCCAUCUCAAUGGUGUUCAUCAUCAUUCACGGUAUUGACUAUGUUGCGUGGCCCCGCCUCAAUCCACCCACAGAGAUCAUCUACUAUAACGGCCCUGGAUAUCGUUCGGGCCACAAUGGUAAGGGUCUGAAUGGAAAAGAAGAACCUAGCUGGAAGAAGAAGAAAUGGUUGACGAGUGGCAGCCGGCGUACAAAGUCUGGUGUGGAAGAGGUUGAGCUUGGAACAUUGAAGAAAAGGGUCGACUGA